AUGGGGAAGCCGGUGCCACAACAGGAUGAUCUGCUACAACUUUACACCGGCUUCAAACUCGGCGGCUAUGCAACUAACAGGUUGCCCGAUAGCUCCGUGAGUUUGGGACGACUUGGUCCGGAGCACGCAGAGUUUGUGAAUCGUACUUGGACAUGGGGCGGGCCGCCAAAGGUGCUGGAGUUCAUCCGGUACGUGCUAGCAACUUUCCCCUCCAAAUGUGUGUUCAACAAGCAGGGAGAGCCUUUAGCGUACACCGUUCAGCAGCCAUGGGGGGAGUGCGGGAUGAGUAAGGCACUGGUGCCUGGUCGGUACGGCACUAUAGCCAUGAAGAGCAUGGGCAACGAGGUUCUGAAGGCGGGGGAUGUACCGUAUGGCUUCAUGGAGCCAAGCAAUAAAAAGAUGAAGAAAGUAGUGGAUGGAGAUUUGGUGCCGAAAUGGGACCCUUCCGGAAGUUGCUUCUAUGUAAGUCUGUAA
Branchiostoma belcheri (Belcher's lancelet) is the source of this 474-nucleotide messenger RNA. Its product is annotated as glycine N-acyltransferase-like. Gene Ontology annotation, molecular function: glycine N-acyltransferase activity. NCBI's taxonomy places the organism in Eukaryota, Metazoa, Chordata, Leptocardii, Amphioxiformes, Branchiostomatidae. Gene Ontology annotation, cellular component: mitochondrion. The transcript is spliced from 2 exons. The record is from RefSeq and is a predicted model, not a curated record. The coding region runs from base 1 to 474 and encodes 157 amino acids.